Molecule: messenger RNA, 411 nt
Organism: Micromonas commoda
Lineage: Eukaryota; Viridiplantae; Chlorophyta; Mamiellophyceae; Mamiellales; Mamiellaceae
Exons: 1
Coding region: 1-411 (136 amino acids)
Source: RefSeq, a predicted model, not a curated record
AUGACGUCAACGCAGGGUUCAUCCUACGAUUGGAUCCUGGGCGAGGAUGCGGACGAGGACCUCGAGCCGUGGCAGCGGGUGCUGAAGGAGAACGCGAAGAAUGCCAAGGUCGAGCGCUUUCUCGAGCUCCUGCGGGGGAUCCUUGGACCCGACGAGCUCCUCAACCUCGCGGGGUUGGUCCGGGACAUGGACGUGCAGCACGUGCAGAAGCUGUACAUGAAGCAGUGGCAGGAACAUCAGAUGGCCGCUAGCGGUGGUGUACCACCGAUGAUGGAUCCCGCGGCGAUGAUGAUGGGGCAUCCUCCGCCAAUGAUGCCCCCGGGCUUCGUCCCCGGGUAUCUUCCACACUACGCAGGGUUUCCACCGCCGGGGGCUGGGGUCCCACCCCCGCGCCCGCCGCCUCCCCAGUGA